AUGACAGCUAGGACCAAGGAGGAAAAGGUGGGCAAAGGCAGCAACAGAGUGCUAUAUCCUCACUCAGUUGCCACAUCCAGUUUCUGUCAGUCUUUGGCUCUGACAGUGGCACUGCUGCUGCACUGCUCCUAUCAGCUGGUAACUGCACCACUAUCAGCCCAGCUGGGCAGCCCGACUGUUCCAUCAGUCCCCGCUGUCGUCACGCUGGCGGCCGCGGACCCACACGCUGCGCUCGGCGCGGCGCCGCCGCCGGGCCACCCAGACCCGGGCGCCCUGGGCACGCCGCCAGAGUUCUGUCUCAGGUGGAACAACUACCACGAGUCGCUGGCCGACGCCUUCUCUGGCUUCCUGGAGCGGGAGGAUUUUCUGGACGUGUCGCUGGCCUGCGACGACGCCGUCAUCAGCGCGCACAAAUGUGUCCUCUCCGCGUGCAGCCCCUUCUUCCAGGAGAUCCUGCUGAAGAACCCAUGCAGCCACCCGACGAUCGUUCUGCCGAGCGGAGUUCAGGCGGCGCACGUACACCGGCUGGUCAGCUUCAUUUACCACGGCGAGGUUAACGUCCCCCACCACCUGCUGCCCGAGCUCAUCAAGACGGCAGAUCUGCUGAAGAUUCGCGGCCUGGCUUCUGAGUCCAUCAUUCCGGUACGGAUGACGCAGCAGCCGCUGGAGGUUCAGGCGGUCAUCACGCUGCCCGAGCAGGGGCCGCCCGACCUGAGCAUGGCGGCCGCGCCCCGCGCCGCCGCCGCCCCAGCCCCCGCCCACUCCGCGGCGCAAGAGUCGGGUCUGCCGGAGCUCUCCGCCGCGGCGGCCGCCGCCUGUCGUCUACCCUCCGGCGUACCACUACGCCUGGAGUCAGCCGAGGUCAAACGGGAGCCGAGCGGCGAGCCGCCGGACCGGGCCGACCGCUCCGAGCGCGCCGCCAGCCUGGAGUCGUGCCGCAGUCCCUCGCAGCAGCUGACCACCAUUGACGGACUGGACCUACUCGAUCCCUCACAACUACUUGGCUAUGACGGUUCAGCGGGCGGAGCGUCCACCCACCGGCCGUGUCCUGUCUGUAACCGGAUAAUGCGCAAACGGGACAUCUCUCGCCACAUGCAGCGUGUGCACUCGGUGCGGAAGCACGCGUGCUCGCACUGUCCGCUCAGUUACGGUUACCGACUGGACCUGCGGCGACACCUGCUGGAGAAGCACGCGGCGCUGGCCGGCCGCGAGAGCCCGCUGUCGGCCGGUGGUCACCGCACCGAGCCGACGGCGACGGGUCAGACUACGACGAGCGGUCCGACAGCAACGAGUGACCGAAGAGUGCUGGGGGCCUAG
Messenger RNA from Amphibalanus amphitrite, 1317 nucleotides. RefSeq names its product sex determination protein fruitless-like. Gene Ontology annotation, molecular function: protein binding. The record is from RefSeq and is a predicted model, not a curated record. Lineage: Eukaryota; Metazoa; Arthropoda; Thecostraca; Balanomorpha; Balanidae. Gene Ontology annotation, biological process: regulation of transcription by RNA polymerase II. The transcript has 8 exons. Gene Ontology annotation, cellular component: nucleus. Bases 1 to 1317 code for a protein of 438 amino acids.